AUGGGCAUUGAUCUACAGCUCGCCAGGGUAGAGAAACUACUCUCGAAGCUUGAUUUUCGCCCAGGAUUCAGAGCAGUUCACAUUGCAGGCACAAACGGAAAGGGAUCAGUAAGCUCGUACGUGUCUCAUGCGCUCACUGCUCAAGGAAUCCGCAACGGACGUCUGAACUCGCCCCACCUGCUAUACAGAUGGGAUUCUGUGCAAAUAAACGAUAGAGCAGUGUCAGAAGGAGACUUUGCUGCGGCAGAGGGCCAUGUUCGUGACACCGAUCGUCGAGAUAACAUCAAAUGCACGGAGUUCGAGCUACUCACCUGCACAGCCUUGAAGAUCUUCAACGAACAAGGAGUGCGGGUGGCAGUCCUGGAAACGGGCCUUGGGGGACGGUUGGAUGCGACCAACGUGCUCUCAGCAUCCGCAACAUUGUGCACGGCUAUAACGAAAAUAGGAUUAGAUCACGAGCAGUUGUUGGGGGGCACACUGGAGAAGAUAGCGAACGAGAAGGCAGGAAUUAUCAAAGAGGGUGUCCCGUGCGUUGUGGACGGAUCCAACGAAAGCUCUGUAUUGCGCAUAAUUGAGGAUGUCGCAAGACAGAAGGGCUCAGAAUAUAUGUUUGUGAGUGAUUCUCCGGCCCAGAAGUUUGACUGUUUGGGAGCACGUCUAGGUGAUUUCCGUACCAGCCUCCGCGGCGAGUACCAGCAGAUGAACCUUUCGGUUGCCCUUGGCAUUUUGGAUGUUCUUUCACGUACAUUCCGAAUUCAAAAAGAGGCCAUAGAGCGAGGCAUCAGGAACACGAGUUGGCCAGGUCGACUGCAGAAACUGGAUCUCAAACUCAGGACAGGUACAGUCCCAGUUCUGCUUGACGGAGCGCACAAUAGUCAAGCAGCAGAACAGCUUUCAAAGUACUUGGGCUCAUCUCGAUCAACUGGAGUCACCUUUGUUGUUGCAAUGACGUCAGGCAAGGAUGUCUCAGGACUGCUUCAGUGUCUCAUCAAGCCGCAAGACACAGUAAUCUUCACACAGUUUACGGAACCCGUGGAUGGGAUGCCCUGGAUCGAAAGCUAUUCCCCAGAGGAAUUAUCUUCUAGAGCGCGGCUCAGCUUCCAAGCCACCAUCGAGCCUAAUUUGGAAGCAGCAUUAUCAAGGGCCCAACGUACCCACAAGCCCAUCGUGAUCUGCGGCAGUCUCUAUCUGGUAGCGGAGGCGCUGCGUCUGCAUCUACGCAAUGGAGGAGUCCAGACAUGGUGA
Molecule: messenger RNA, 1245 nt
Organism: Ogataea haglerorum
Lineage: Eukaryota; Fungi; Ascomycota; Pichiomycetes; Pichiales; Pichiaceae
Exons: 1
Coding region: 1-1245 (414 amino acids)
Biological process (GO): folic acid-containing compound biosynthetic process
Cellular component (GO): cytoplasm; cytosol; mitochondrion
Molecular function (GO): ATP binding; tetrahydrofolylpolyglutamate synthase activity; dihydrofolate synthase activity
Source: RefSeq, a predicted model, not a curated record